UUCGAGCGUUGGUGGCCCUUCACUAUGUUUUCAUGGGACAGGUGGAAAAAACCAAACCACCCCGACUACCACCACCACAAUUGCUAGAUUAACAAUCACAUUGUGAGAGUUGUCAGCACUGAGAACUGAAACGUGACUAUGAAGGGUUUCUGUGUUCUCUAUUGUUGCCUGCAGAAUCCCGCACCUCUGCUUUUGCACUGAGAGCCUUCAAUGUUGAACUAGCCCAGGCAGAUUAAAGACUCCAUAACACAGAAGACCAUAGGUUUGAUGCGAAUGCAGUUUUGGAGGAAAGCUGUGGAAGAUAUAUACUGUGAUAACCCACCACAUCAGCCAGUUGCUAUAGAACUGUGGAAGGCUAUCAAGAAACAUAACUUGACUAAAAGGUGGCUUCUGAAGAUUAUUGAUGAAAGAGAGAAAAAUUUGGAUGACAGACCAUAUCGCAGCAUCCAGGAACUUGAAACAUAUGCUGACAACACUCAUAGCGCUCUCUUGUAUCUCACCUUGGAAAUGCUGGGUGUGCGGGAUAUCCAUGCAGACCAUGCAGCCAGUCACAUUGGGAAAGCACAAGGCAUUGUCACCUGUUUAAGAGCAACUCCGUAUCAUAGUAAAAGACGAAAGGUCUUUCUUCCUAUGGACAUUUGUAUGUUGCAUGGAGUUUCGCAAGAAGAUUUCAUAAGAGCCAAUCAAGAGAGAAACGUGAGAGAUGUAAUUUACGACAUUGCCAGCCAGGCGCACGUUCAUCUAGAACAUGCUAGGUCUUUCAGUAAAAAUGUUCCUGUUAAAGCAUUUCCUGCCUUUCUCUAUACAGUUGCUUUAGAGGACUAUUUAUAUAAAAUACAGAAAGUAGAUUUCAACAUAUUCCAUCCAAGCUUACAUAAGAAGAGUACGUUACUACCAUUGUAUUUAUAUAUUAGAUCCUGGAAAAAAAAAUAUUAAAAAUAGACUUAACAUGUCAGACUGAGUACUGCUUUUUUUAAACUGAUAAUUUUAUAGAAAAUUUUGUUAAAUAAGCAAUUUUGUUAUGCUGUGAACUAUUCUUAAUUUGAAGUAACAUAUGAGCAUGACCUGUAAACUAAUAGCUUACUGAUCAUAAGAAAAGCUUGUUCUUGUCAGUAAAUUAGGCAGAUGUGAUUUGGCAGACACAUAGAUAUGAACUGUCUAAGGUUACUCUUGUAGUAAUUUUUUUGUAAUCACACUUGAAGCCAAAUUUUACUUCGGAUAAUCCUCCAUUAAUAUUAUUACGCUAUCUGCUAAAUGCUUUCCUGACAUAAAAGAAGACACGAUUCCUGCGCAAAAGAGCUUACAGUCUAUACUCUCGCAUUCAGCUAAGCAACGUUAUUUAGUAUUUUACAAAUUACACAUUACACAAAGCAACAUUUCUUGUGUAUGCCAUUAGUUUGACGGCACCACCACUGAAAUCCUUCUCGAUGCCUUCAUCUUGUCCCCAAGUCCUUGCUCUUCAGUCCCCACAUGGGCAGAAACCUGCUUCAGAGAUAUACUGGAUGUUCACACUUCCAACUCUCGAUGGAGUUCCUCCAUAUUUCAAUGGGAAUUGUUAGGUGCUCAGAAUCUCUAAAGAUAACCUAAAUGCUCAAUAUUUCUGAUACUUGUUUUCUUUCAUAAAAUUGUACUUCCUAAUGUCCAUUUGUUUGUUGUACAAAUCCUGUAGUUUCCUUUGCUGUCAUCCUUUUCCUGUUGCAUAGAUAUUUUGCAUUUAGAGGUUUUUCUUUCUUUCUUUUUUUUUUUUAAAUCAGGUUUAAUCUCCCCAGAUGCUUGGUUGCAUAACAAGAUCCUAUGUUUUUUAUUGCACAGUGCUGCAUAAUGAAUUUCUGAGAGCAUGAGCCUUAGCUUUUUCUGUCACAGUAUCUGUUACUCUGGAGGAAACUUUGGGAAUCCAAUAUUAAACAUUUAAAACUAUUCCAUU
This is a messenger RNA of Mauremys reevesii (Reeves's turtle), 1924 nucleotides long. RefSeq names its product NADH:ubiquinone oxidoreductase complex assembly factor 6 (gene NDUFAF6). The record is from RefSeq and is a predicted model, not a curated record. NCBI's taxonomy places the organism in Eukaryota, Metazoa, Chordata, Testudines, Geoemydidae. Gene Ontology annotation, biological process: biosynthetic process; mitochondrial respiratory chain complex I assembly. The transcript is spliced from 9 exons. Gene Ontology annotation, cellular component: mitochondrion. The coding region runs from base 268 to 936 and encodes 222 amino acids.